Haemonchus placei is the source of this 5292-nucleotide messenger RNA. Lineage: Eukaryota; Metazoa; Nematoda; Chromadorea; Rhabditida; Trichostrongylidae. The record is from the annotation of a GenBank genome assembly.
AUGCGUUUAUGUCAGGAAUGUAUGACGAUCCUCCAUGCUAACUGCGAAACACCCCAUUUGCUUCAUCGCGGCUCGGGAUGCGUAUGGGGUCAAGCAGUGAUGUGGGGUACUGUGGAGAGCAUCGUCAAACUGUUACGCGAAACGGCUCAAUUCGAAGGCACUGAAGGCGAAGGUAAGCGACCAAAGUGGCUUCGUCAAUUGGAAGGAGGUCAUUCACUUGGCAAAGAAAUCGACACCAUGGCUGACGAACGGCGAAUGCUCAGCCGAUUCGGCGUUUGGAUGAUGGCAGCUCUUUGUCCACCGAACACGAAUGCAGACGAGAAAGCGAUCUCUUAUAUUAUGAGUAAUGUGUUUCAAUGGUUUGCCACGACAGCGCUGCUGCCAAAUGACAGCAUGGGUGCGAGCCUGGAGCAGCUGAAAACCGAUUUUGUCUGUGACUGGAUCAAUAUGGCCAUAAGAGUGCAUUAUCAAGUCUUCAUUGACGCUCUGUCACCUGGUCCAGAAGAAGAAGGCCGUCAUUUUGAGCAGACGAAAGAGGGAUUAGCCCGGUUGCUGGCGCUGAUGCCGUAUGAUGUCAUUUCUUUAGAGACAUGGAGUCGUGUGAUGCCGGAAUGGCUACAGCUUAUCUACGAGAAAUGCUCCGAAGAGCAACAAAACGACUUGAAAAUUUUGUUGUGCAAGAUCUUCGAACCAGAUCUUUGUCCUCUUCCGUUUGAGACUGUGAUGGUUUUCGAAUUUGUGAGCACCAGGCUCGGAGGGAAAAAUUACAAAGAACUUUUCAAUGCCCUCCAGUGGUUGCAUCUGCUCUCACGUCUGGAAAUUUCUAUUCCACUCGAUAUGCUUCUCGAGAAAUUCAGCUUAGCUCUAAUGGGACUGACCGCUAUGGAAAUUCCUUGCCUUGGACAGAAUGAUCUUGAAGACGACGAUGUCUCGAUACACAUUGUCAUCAUUGACAUAUUGGUUUUACAGCUGCGUCUGAAUGAAAUCGCCGUCCACGAGCAGUCAACCAUGACAGAAAAGCUUUUCUCGUGUGUUUCUCUGCUGCUUAGUGUCCCUCUUCGCACUACACCCCAUGAAUGCAAAAACCCAGAACUCGAUGGAUUCGCUGAUUGUUCGGCCUGUCAGCAAGCAGCAUUUUUGCAUCAAAUGAUCAUGAACAUGACCGAGAAUGUCUCACCAAAGCAAGAGAUGGCCAUCACAGCCACUGAGGAUGAACCGGUUGACGCUUACGACUUGGCAUCUCCUGGCACAUCUCAUCCCAGUUCAGCUUUGUCCCCACAGACUGCUCCUGGUAGUAAAGGAACUUCUCCAGCGACAGCAAGCGCCCCUACAGGUUUCUCAGAAGGUGGCCUCUGCUUUCAAACGGCCACCGUCGAACAAACUGGUGACGAUGAAUUCGUUGGCAUACUGCCAAGUGAAGAGGUCGAGGUCGGUAUGGCGGAAGCUACGACACUGACCGAGACCGAUGUCGGGCGGGAGACCUGCCAGGUGGUGACCAGCAGCCUUGUGGAAGGAUUGAAGGGCUCGACGCCAACCACUCAGCAGUUGCCUAAAAUCCCACCGGACGACUUCUGGACGACCUCUGUUGGCCGAUUUCGGUUUUCUAUUGAUCAGCUGCCUCCACAACUUAAGAUGAUCCACGCACUGCUGAUGAACCUGGAGUAUGCUGAAGAUCCGGAUGUGGAGAACUUCAUCAUGCAUACACUGAAGCUCCUCUGCCUUCAUUGUGGAUCGUUAAGCAAUUCUCGGAGAGAACAUCGUGGCUUCCUCAUAUGGAUACAGGAGAGCAUGAUGGUGCCAAAACUCUGGGUCAGACUUAGGUCUGACUUCGUACAGGUCGGCGAACUGGCAUCUCUAUUGCUGUUGCACAGCAUAUCUUUUCCAUCUGGGGAAGAAGCGUUUUGGCGGGUCAUUAACAAGGACUUCACGAGUCCUGAUUGGAAAAUACGGUUUGAUGCAGUGGGCAGAGCUUACGUGAUGGCCCAUAUGACCAAGAUGGCGCCGGUGAAAGGAAAUAAGGUGCUUCAAACAGCUCUCUCUGCUCUGUUCUAUCACUUUGUCACAUCACUUCACGAUCCAAAUCCUACUGUAGCUCAGCGAGCCAUAAUUGCUCUCAGAGCUCUGCCAUCUCAGACACUGAAGAUGAUGUGCUUCUGCUUUGAAUCCCAAUUCGACUCAUGCAUAGCGGAUCGCCCCAUUAUAAUCAACACGAUUCGGUUACUUACCACUCAACUCCCCGACGAGAACAUACUCACCUUCGACUUUUUCAUACAGAGGUUUGAAACGCUGGUUCUCGAAAGCCAGCUGAUCAGUCAGAAUGAAGAGACCGUCUUCGUCCAAGACUUGAUGCACACCGAUCCAAUGAGCGAAAUUUACCAGCGUAAAGUGAACAAAGCCAAAAAGGCUAUCGAAGACGCUAGUACAGCCAAAUCCAUUGCCAAAUAUCUGCGGGAAUACAAUGCUCUCAAGCAUCAGCUCUGCUAUCAGCCAUCUGACCCACCCGCUUUAUGCUUGGCGAAAGUGCCACGCUGGCGCCGGCGUGGUCGGCUCUCCGAGGCAGCGCUCAGCUGUCGUGUCAAGAUACUGCGAGUCGUCACGAUGGUGAAGGUGGUGAAUCGUUGGCGCCAGAUGGCUGCCGACAUCACCGUUGGCGCCGCAUCGCUGGUCUCCUUCAUUGCCGCUUCAGCGCCACGUAGCCCAUACGGUCGUCUACGGGAAUUCACCGAUGAGGAGAGCAAUCUUUGCCUCCUCUUUAAUCGUGUUGUUGACAUCGAAAAUCCAGAACGGCAUACAGUAUACCUGGUGAUUUCGCUCUUUGUCUCAUUUUUAAGUAACAAAAAUUCGACGCCAACUGAUGAGAAAGCAAACGCCAAAAAACAGUCACUACUCUUUCGUCACUUCAAUACCUUGCUCGGUUUCAGCAACACCGAAAAGUGCUUCACUAUUCCACCUGCUAGAUUACGGAAAUCUGCAGUCUGCAAUGCUUUUCUUUGCGGUUUACCCGAAAUACUUGAUUGUAAUCUGUGCAUUGGUAAUCAACUGCUGCCGACCGUUGUUCAACUGUUACUCCACCUACCGUCUCCACAAAAGUUGGCCAGCGAUCAGCACCAAAACAAUUACUCGUUGAGGUUGCUGUCACAGCACUCUCGCCACCUCUGGCUGAAUUCACUGAUUCUUAUUCUUUACAAGUACCGAUUCGACCAAGUGCCCAUUAGUGAUGGCGUCAUGCGACUGAUCAACAUCGUUUCCAAGACUCUGCAAGCACAAGCACAUGUCUGUUGUGAAACGGACCAUCCGACUGACAUAGCUACUUGGGACGACAUCAGUGACGAGGAGUCGGAAUCACCUAAAGGAAUGAUCAGACCUGAGAGUCUCACCGUCACAACAAUACAGGAACAUGAAGGUGAAGGUGCUAUGCAUCCAACCAUCGUGGAACCGCGUCCGAUGCGUAGGAGUGAAGCGAUACGAAGGAAGGAGCCACGAAAGCAGCGCAAACCAGUGGAAAAUGUGGAACUACGAUGCGAUCACUGUAAUGAAAGCCUGACGUCGUUUGAUGAGGAGACUAUUUCUCUGUGUCUGAUCGCUGUCGAGACUUUCCUACAUCGGGAACCCGUGAUGGCUGCACCGAUUCUCUUCUCCCUCCUUCAUACUGUGACUCGCCUUAUUGAUCACCCAAUAUAUCCAUGGCACGACUCGGAUAUGUUCGUUCCGGGAAAUUGCCGUAGCGUCGCUAAACAAAUGCUCCGGGUGACCCUUCAUCAGCUAUCAUCGUCCGGUAUCUGUAUGCAACUCUUUGACACACCUCUCCCUCGUAGGGAUUCCUUUUGGAAGGUCGUCUCAAUUUCUCUGGCGGACUUCCAAGAACUCUCACCUGUCUACUUCAUUCAACUACUCUUCGAAGAUCUCUCUGAAAACUGGCUACCGCAUCUGUCGACAACUAUGCGUAACUUAGCUGCAUACAUUGUUGAAGUGCCUUUCGACGCCUAUAUCAACCACUGGAGUACGGCGAUCGCUCACAUGGAGUCAUUCUUUAGAAGAUAUCAUACGCAGAUCUCGGUGGAGGGUGCCGCAAAGCCAACACGAUCCGAAGUGGAAAGCGCUAUUGUCGUAAUGAGCCACGUGCUGAAAGUACAGAAUUUCAGCGCAUUCAAGUCAGCCGUCUCGUUAGUGGACUCGUUUUGCAAAUGGCUUGCAGAGGGUCUACAUGAGUGUCCUGUGAAGCUCGAAAGCCUUCUGACAAUAUGUACUGCCUGCAAUAGAGCUCUGAUUCGGGAACGAGACAAGCAAAGCGUUUCCCGUGCUGUUGUCGCAGAAAUGAUUCAGGCCAUCAAAUUCAAAUGUCCUAUGCACGAAACGAACUUCAUAACCAUAGCAAAUCUUAUCCUUCAAGACGCUGGGGAAGACAUCGAAAUGAACAUACAAGACGACCAGUUCAAUACAGCCGCAUCAGAGGCCGUCAGGCCGUUCCUGUUCGAAAUUCUUGAUUUUAUCGCCGAUCUACACGUUUUGGCUAAACUAAAGAAAGAAACGAAUUCCGAUUCAGUUGGAGGUGACUUGAAGGUAAAACUUGCUGAAGCCAUAGCUGUCGAAAUGAGUCGCUCGAAUGCUCGCGACUGUCGUACUGUGAUUCGAUUCAUCCCGUGGCUUAUGAGUCCACCGAGUGUUACACAGGCUGCUCCUGGGGCAUUCGCAGACUCCGUGACGAACGUUCGAGUUCUUUCCUGGCUACUUCUUGGAGCCUUGCAUGCGAAUCACGGAUGUCUACCAGUUCCGAUUGAAUGCAGUCAGCACAUGGCAGACUAUAUUCACUUCGUACUCGCUGGUUUCGCUGACCAAUCCAAGCAGUCUGUUGUUCAUAUGUCCGCACUAUUUCAUGCGUUCCAUCUUUGCCAGUUAUGGACGGUUUAUUGUGAGCGAGCCGCUGUGUUUAGUUCACCAACAGCGUUUCCGCAUUUGUUGGAUUUCUGGGCCCGAGUAACGCCUGCGAUUCUUCAACUUCUCAACCACUCAAAAGUGCUGGCUGAUAUGGUCAACCUUCACUUCCUCAAUACUAUCCAAGCCCUGCAGCAAGUGAAUUCUGCCUUGUUGUGUCAACUCUAUCCGAUGUGGGCUCCGAUUCUCACAGCGUACCAUAGCCAAAUUCCUCAUCAACUUAGAAUGAAGUUGGAUUCCUGUGAGAACCAGCCGUCUAUUUCACCACCACCGCUUUCCGAUUGGUUGAAAAAAGUCCGCUACAAAAUCUCUCAAGUGGAACUGCAAACAUCAGCAGCGUCUCCAUACUAUAAUGUGUAG